Molecule: messenger RNA, 678 nt
Organism: Diuraphis noxia (Russian wheat aphid)
Lineage: Eukaryota; Metazoa; Arthropoda; Insecta; Hemiptera; Aphididae
Product: F-box only protein 9
Biological process (GO): SCF-dependent proteasomal ubiquitin-dependent protein catabolic process
Cellular component (GO): cytoplasm; SCF ubiquitin ligase complex
Molecular function (GO): protein binding
Source: RefSeq, a predicted model, not a curated record
UGGCCUUCAAAUAUCAACGACUUAGUCCCGUAUGAUGGAAAUUGGCGUAACAUGUUCAUUGAACGACCCAAUGUACUGACAAUUGGUUGUUACAUUUGUAAAAUAACUUAUGUUAGAAGAGGUGAAGAAUCUUUUAGAGACAACACUAAUGGACCUUCUUUUGAAGUUGUUUAUUACAGAUACUUAAGGUUUUUUUCCGAUGGUCGUGUUUUGAUGGUACUAUCUUACAAUCCUCCAUAUAAAAUAGUGCGAAAAUUAAAGACAAGAGAGAAAGCACCUUUCAAUGUGUCUCCUGGACAUUAUAGAUUGUCUGGUAAACAAUUAUUUUUGACUCUUGACAGUGAAGAUAAGGAACGCGAUCGAGAAUUUAACAGAAAAUAUGGCUGGGAAGACAACACUGAAAGGAAGACUACUUAUAACAUGGUUUUAGAAAUUUCAAAAUACAAAUCCAAACACAACUGGAAAUUGCAAUGUAUAGAUUAUGAAAUAGUUUAUCAAAGCCGAGUUAACAAAGUAAAGGUUACCAAAUACGAUUUAACAAAUAAUCGUUUUCCACCUUUUAUAUUUUCACGCGUAAAAUGCUACUCAAAUGAAUCUGAGCGUAUACUAUAAGUAUAAAAUAAUAAGCUCGAAAAAAAAACAUUCGAGACUGUUUAUAAAUUUUUUGUUAUACUUUAG